This is a messenger RNA of Panthera uncia (snow leopard), 1088 nucleotides long. Its product is annotated as 60S ribosomal protein L6-like. Gene Ontology annotation, cellular component: ribosome. Lineage: Eukaryota; Metazoa; Chordata; Mammalia; Carnivora; Felidae. Gene Ontology annotation, biological process: translation. Gene Ontology annotation, molecular function: structural constituent of ribosome. The transcript has a single exon. The coding region runs from base 28 to 891 and encodes 287 amino acids. The record is from RefSeq and is a predicted model, not a curated record.
UCUUAGUUCUCUUUCCCAUCUUGCAAGAUGGCGGGCGAAAAAGCUGAGAAGCCGGAUGCUAAGGAGAAGAAACCUGAAGCCAAGAAGGCUGAUGCUGGUGGCAAGGUUAAGAAGGGUAACCUCAAGGCUAAAACGCCAAAGAAGGGGAAGCCCCACUGCAGCCGAAACCCUGUCCUAGUCAGAGGAAUUGGCAGAUAUUCCCGAUCGGCUAUGUAUUCGACAAAGGCCAUGUACAAGAGGAAGUAUUCAGCAGCUAAAUCCAGGAUUGAAAAGAAAAAGGAGAAGGUUCUUGCUACUGUCACAAAACCAGUUGGUGGUGACAAGAAUGGUGGUACCCGAGUGGUUAAACUUCGCAAAAUGCCUAGGUAUUAUCCUACUGAAGAUGUGCCUCGGAAGCUGUUGAGCCACGGCAAAAAACCUUUUAGUCAGCAUGUGAGGAAACUGCGAGCUAGCAUCACUCCUGGGACCAUUUUGAUCAUCCUCACUGGGCGCCACAGAGGCGAGAGAGUGGUUUUCCUGAAGCAACUGAGCAGUGGCUUGCUACUUGUGACUGGAACUCUGUCCCUUAAUCGAGUUCCUCUGCGUAGAACACACCAGAAAUUUGUCAUUGCAACCUCCACCAAAAUUGAUAUCAGCAAUGUGAAAAUCCCCAAACACCUCACUGAUGCUUACUUUAAGAAGAAGAAGCUGCGUAAGCCCAGACACCAGGAAGGUGAGAUCUUCGACACGGAGAAAGAGAAAUAUGAGAUUACAGAGCAGCGCAAGGUUGAUCAGAAAGCUGUGGACUCGCAAAUUCUGCCAAAAAUCAAAGCCGUUUCUCAGCUUCAGGGCUACCUCCGCUCUGUGUUUGCUCUCACGAAUGGAGUUUACCCUCACAAAUUGGUGUUCUAAAUUUCUUACAAAGAACCCAAUUAAAUAACAGAUCCAUCUCUUUUGUGCCUUUUUUUUCUUUUUUGUUUUUAAUCUUUCUCUGCCCAGAGGUGUGGUUUGACUCUGCGUGCUUGUGGCAUCUUGGCCUCUGCUAAGAGCAGUCGGGGUCGGGAGGCUGGCACCAGCUGCAGUGGAAGCUCCACUGUGUCAUCGGUUUG